GGACGGUUGGAGAACAAUAUGCCCUGCUGUCUCGCUGACUUACAUUUCCUUCUCUCCCACGCAGACUGGCUAAUUUUAUCUUAUUAAAACCUUGUUUUGUUUUGUUUUGCUUUGUAGGAAGAGAAUUGUGCCCACAUCUCUCUGCAGAACCAUUUGGUUUUAUAAUUAAUAGAUUUAUCACUGUUGGCAACAAGGCAAGCAGAAGAAUGAAUUGAACUUCAAGAGAAUUACUUAAGAAUUGGCUACAGUGAUAUAACGGGGUAAUAACUGCUCCAAGGACCAGCCAUCCAGUAAGAAAAGAAAAGAUUUGGCUCCUUCUCUGCCAGUUUGUGCACUGGAUGGAUGGGCAUCAUGGCGAAUUACUACAAAAUCCUGGAUGUCCCACAGAGUGCCUCUAUGAACGAUAUCAAAAAAGCAUACCGGAGUAAGGUGCUCAGAUGGCACCCAGAUAAAAACCCAGAAAACAGGAAGGAAGCUGAGCAGAAGUUCAAGGAGAUUGUGGAAGCCUACAAAGUCCUUUCAGAUAAAAACACGCGUGACCACUAUGAUGGAAGCAGCAAGGACACUUUCAAAGAAACAAAGAAAGCAGAGGCUGAGAAACACCUAUCGGUGUUUGAUCAAGACGGCAUCAAAAUAUUUUUCACAGGAAAACGUUCCUCUUCAGAUUUUUCUGUAUCCUUCUUCAGUGCGCCCAAAAGAUUUCACCACUUUUCUAUCAUGACGGCCAUUGUCAAUGGCAGAAGAAUCACAACUAAAAGACAUCUUGAGAAUGAAAGCAAGUACUUGGAAGUUGAAGAGGACGGGAAGACGGUAUCUAUCCAUGUUAAUGGCAUUCCAGUUUAUGGCAGAGAAAUUAAUCAACCAACAGGAAACGACUGGGAUUACAGGCCAGACAGCAGGCACUUUUGCCCAAAUAAGUGGCGUGUUUGGACCUUGGAGAGGCGUCGGUGGGCAGAUGAAUGGCGGUGCUGGGCAAGCAAAUGGCGAGACUGGGCAGAGGAGUGCCGUCACUGGGUUGAAGGAGGGCAAACCCAGGAAAACAAAGGUUCCCCUGGGACCCAUGCCAGGCAUCACCAAACAGAUACCUCAAAGGGCAGAGAGCAGCACAUCAGACCAGAUAAGGGUGGCGGUCCCAAGACAGGGGGGAGGUCUUCUGAAUUCCCAAUGCCUGGGGCGGAAAAAUGUGAUCCGAAAGAGAGGUAUGCUAGGACAAAUAAGGGACAAGGCCAGCCGGAUGAGGGAAGUCCCAAAACAGAUAAAGAUUAUUUUGUGUUUCCUAAGCCAGGCGAGAUGAACUGUGGUAGGAUGGAUGAAGAUCCUCUGAAGACCAACAAGAGCCAGCACAGAGCAGAGGAGGGGCAUGCUGAGCAGGAAGGACACGGCAGAACUAAAAAAGCACAACCUAGGUCAGAGGGGGGACAGUCCAGGCAUGACAAGGUCCAUCACAGAUCAGAGAGGCCAAUGCAGGGGUCUCUGGAUUCCAUGAAACACAAGGCGGUUUUUGAAUGCAAAUCUCAGGCCGGAAACAGAGAAUCCUCUGUUAAAAAACAUGGGGAACAAUGUGCUGAGGAAAAUAAUCCCUGUGCUGGAAAAAGUUACAAGAUCCAAGAAAUGAAGGAUGAAAAACUGGAAUCCAAAAGCAAGAAAGGUGGGUCCACAUUAGAUUCUAAACUAGACAAGGGAACGGUAUUAAAUGGCACAAGGAGCAAGUCUACUGACAGUCAGCCAGAUCCCCAUGAAUUACUGACUUCCUAUAGUGCCAGGGGGCAUCCAGUGAAAAGAAAAGACCUGCAGAAUUGGACAAGAAAGCUACACAGGAAGAGGAGCAAGUCUCGUGGGAGAAGCAGGCCCUACACAAGCAGGAGCAAAUCUCAGAAAAAUAGGAUACUUGAUGAUCAACAGAAAGAAGAGUCUGAGAGGAAUGACAUAUCAGCUGGAAGUGGAAAGGCAUGGUUUGAGGAGGAGACAUCUGCAGAAUGUAAGGGUGCUCCAAAAAGUAGGAGAAAAGGCCCUCUUCCACCCCUCCAGGGGAGCGAAAGUCCUUUUCAGAGCAAGAAAAGAUUGCUCAGAAGGAGGACACGUCACCUCACCUUGAAAAACCUAAGUGACAAAUAUCAGCCUGCCUCUGAAACUAGUCAGCUCUUGGACAUCAAUGGGCAACAGCGAGAGAGACUGAUGAAAGUGCUUCAGCCAAGUGCACAGCUGCCACAUAUUCAAGCCCAGAAACUGGGAAUGAAUCAGAUGCCAAAGGUGAGUCGCUGACUUCUAGGAGUGAUUGAGCUAGCUUUCAGGCAAGCCAGUGCAGCGCCUGCCUCAUGGGCUGUGAUCGCUCCCAACAGUUCCCAUCAGGUAGUGCAGGGAAGAACCCCAUAUUUGCUAAGCUCGGAGAGAUAGGAGAUUUCUAAGACACCAUUUUCAGUUGGAAGCAGGAAUAUUUUCUCAAUAAAGACAGCAAUGUCACUUCUUGUCA
Molecule: messenger RNA, 2470 nt
Organism: Anolis carolinensis (green anole)
Lineage: Eukaryota; Metazoa; Chordata; Lepidosauria; Squamata; Anolidae
Exons: 9
Coding region: 343-2262 (639 amino acids)
Biological process (GO): protein refolding; positive regulation of proteasomal ubiquitin-dependent protein catabolic process
Cellular component (GO): endoplasmic reticulum membrane; cytosol
Molecular function (GO): Hsp70 protein binding; ATPase activator activity
Source: RefSeq, a predicted model, not a curated record